ACAGGGACAUUGAAGCUCUCUUUGCUGUAAUAUUGCAUUGCAUUUUUGCUUAUUCUAUAAGCAUACCUAUUUUGAAGAAAGCCUUAAACUUUUAAAUUAUCUUUUAUCUCUUGUACUGUUGAACACAACUUUAAAGAUGAAGAAGUCUUUUGGAGUAGUGUGCAUAUCACUAAUUGUAUGUGCAGCUCUGUCAGAAACAAUUGGAUUAGUGAUUGCGGGUAAAGAGAAGCGAGGGUGGACACUAAACAGUGCUGGCUACCUUUUGGGUCCCCGUCGUAUUGAUCACCUAAUACAGAUAAAGGAUAAUCCAAGCGUAAGGGGGAGAGAAGAACUGCUAAGUCAAUACGGCAUUGACGGUCACCGCACUCUCAGUGACAAGUAUGGCCUUGCUGGAAAGAGAGAUAUGCCCCUGGACAAUGACUUCAAAACAGGUGCCUUGAGAAUAGCUGAUGAGGAUGUAAUACACACUGUCAUUGACUUCUUAUCAUACCUGAAACUUAAAGAAAUCGGAGCUCUGGAUACCAUGCCUUCCUCUCUCACAUCAGAAGAGAUGGGUCAGCCCUAGUUCAACUGAUCUCUUCUCUACGCCUCACCUGCCUACAAACAACAGUAUCUGUACAUUUCCCAUUAUACUGGAUACUGGUGUCAUCAUAACAACAAUAUACUAUACAGAUUAAUCACGUUCUUAUUAUAAUUUGAAAGAAAUGGAUUGAAUAAAACUUUUGAAUGGCAAAA
Salvelinus fontinalis (brook trout) is the source of this 735-nucleotide messenger RNA. RefSeq names its product galanin peptides-like. NCBI's taxonomy places the organism in Eukaryota, Metazoa, Chordata, Actinopteri, Salmoniformes, Salmonidae. The record is from RefSeq and is a predicted model, not a curated record. The transcript is spliced from 7 exons. Gene Ontology annotation, cellular component: extracellular region. The coding region runs from base 137 to 565 and encodes 142 amino acids. Gene Ontology annotation, molecular function: hormone activity.